AAUUACCGACUGUUACUAAUGUAUUUUUAAAAGCAACAUGGAUACCGUUAGAUCAUGAUAUGAAAGCCGUCAACGAUCGGAUGUGGAGCAUUAAGGCAUUAAUAUGCAUCUAUUAUAAAAUAUAAUACUACGAUAAUUAAAUUAAUUUUCAGUAAACAGAUUGUAAUUACGUGUAUCAAUACUGUGCAAGUUUUAUUUCAUUAACGAAAAUUUGAUUGUGUAUUGUAAAUAUAACCUACAAAUUUUGUAUACCUGUCGACAUCAACGUCAUGCAUUUGACAAUUUAAGUGUAAACGAGUAUGUUAACAUAUUUCAUGCGAGAACAUGUGUUCCAAAUAUAACACAUUUAUCAAAAUAUAUGUUUAAAUAAGUUACGUUACAAAAUAUUAUACAUGGAUUUGAACAUUUCUAUUUACAUUAACUUAUCAGAAAACAAUGGGAGAAUUAAAUGUUUGCUUUCAAAUAGAUACAGAUAAUCGAGAAAACUUUCCAUCCGUAACUGCCUUUCAGUCUUUCAAAAAGCAAAGAGAUGCAUUUUAUGAAAUAUUUAGAUUGUGGGAAGAAAAUCAUACAGUACCAGGAUGGACAUUUCAGAUAGCUCUAGGAAGUAAAAUACGAAGUAUGUUGACUUUGCACAAUGAUGCUAUAAAUUAUUAUCAUUUUGCAAGAUUGUUUAAAUCUCAACUUUUAAUUUCAUGUGUACAUAAAAGACUACAGUUGGAGGAAGAAGAUGCUGAAAGUAUAAGUUUUUUAAAAGCUUUAAAACAUGUAAAUCCACAAAAGCUGAAUCAACUUCAAAAACGUUUAGUAACUCCACAACCCUCCAAAAAUCAAGUCAUGGAACCAUCUUUUCCAGGAGUUCAAGAAUUUUUCAAAGACUUCAUAUUGUUUGCUUUUAAUCCAAUUUUUUAUGUUCAUUUAGAAAACUGUUUGAUUCAUGAAAUAAUGGAAUUAAACGAUACCCAGUUCAGUGGGAGUGAAAUAGAAGAUUCAGAAACAAUGGUCGAUGAACAAACACAACAAAAUUUUAGCACCUGUUUAUUCAGUUUACGACUUCUUGCAAAAAUCUUAGGACUUAUUAUGUCUAUACCUUAUAAAUCAGAAUCAAGUAACUUUCAAGAUUUAAUAGCUACUCAGGUAGAAAUAAGAAGUAAGAUGUUACCAACGAUACAUCUACAUCUCUGCCUUCAAAAUGCAAUAGCAUCAGGAAGAUUAUCAUUAACUGUGCCCUGGGUAGCAAAAUAUUUGGCUAUGAUGGAUACUGUGACCCUUCGAUUACCAUAUUAUAAACAUGUAUUAGAGCUAUUGUAUUACAUAUACAAAGCUGUAAACAAUCAGGAUUCUAAGGCACCGGAUACUACCAUUCCUAGGCAAACGGCGAUACUCUUGAAGUCUACUUUAAGUUGGUUAUUUGAUCUACCAAAAUUUCCAAAGGAUUUCUAUCCUUCGUGGCAAAAGGCAUGCAAAGUCAAAGAAUUAAAAAAUUUGGAGCAGCUUGACAAACAUUAUGUGCAAAAAUAUGUAUUGUUAGGAGAAUCGAUAGAUCCUGUGGCAUCCAGCAAAUGCAAUUUGGACAAGUUAAAUAUCAUUAAUGACAACACUAUACGUAUAUGCUGCCCUACAAUUGGACAAGUACCAAUACCGAACACCAAAAUGAAUUCGAACAAUUGCAAUUCGAAUAAGCACAUUACUCCCGUUUCCAGUCAAUUACUGAAAUCUACUAAAAGCACAGGUGUAAGAAACUUAGAGUUACAACUAGAGAAAGCAUUUUUUCACGGACAACCAGCGUCUACCUGGAAAACUGUUGAUUUUGUAUCGGAAAGGGUCGCCUCGGUUUGCAUUAAACAUAUAUGUAAUACUCUACUGACGUCCUCCAGAGAAGCAAACUUGAACAACUUUGGGAAAAUAUUGAAGAAAAAGCAAAGCGAAAGACAAUCGGAAAAGGAAGAAGAAACAUUGUUCAAUAAUAUUUCCCAUUUCAAGGCGUCCGUACUGGGUGAAAUGAAUAUGUUAGCUGCAAAUAUGUCCAAGGAACUGAAGGAUCAAUGCGAAUUAUCUAUACCGACAAUUUGCGAGACGCGUGUUGUUAAAUCUAUAGAAUCUUUGUUGGCAGAAGACUCUCAAACGUCGGUUAAAGAAAUUUGUGUGAAAAUCGCAACGAGACUGGCUACUGAGCGUAUACAUCAGUGGAUACAAUCUUAUAUAGUGGAUUCAUUAUUUUUAAAAGACAUGGAAUUGGAAUUAAAUAGAUUUUUCAAGAAUAGUUCACCAUUGCAUACUGUUCAAGAGAAAAAACAUAAUCCGAAUGCUAUCAGUCCAACUACUAUCAUGGACGACUUAAGAGAGAUUAUGUGGGAUAUACUCGAUAAUGCUGGAGUAUCUUACAUAACGAUGACCUCAAUCACAACGAUAUUAGACAACCUUUAUCAAACGUUGACCGAAAGGGCCGACCUUUUAGCUGGUCCUGAGAAAAUUUUGUAUUUUCUCAGUUUAGAUUUUGCUCUGUUGCUAGCUGCUUAUCGGAGUGAUCUGUUCACCGAGAAGGUUCAAGACAAAUUCAUUAAAGUGUGGUCGAUGAGUCGUUGGAAGGCCUUAGAAUCGGAUUCUCCUAUAUACAGAAUGUUUAGUCCGCGGAAUGUUAUGCUAUUGGCGCAACCAGAAAAAGAUUACGUAUGGCCAUUUUUCGGAAAAUUUAUUAAGAGAUUAAUGGCAAAGGACAUUCUAGACAUCGACAGUUUCAGCGAUCAGUGUGUAGCGUUGUUUAGACAAGACUGGCCCGCGCCUAUAUUGAAACAUCUGUCGAGUUGCUUAACGGAAGCCAUGGUGGAUUUCAAAGCAUCGGACGAAACGGCAGAGAAAAUGAAAUACUUACUUGGAUGGAUCGCCGAGACGUACCACGAGAUAGAAUUACCAAAUGACUAUAGUCCUAUAGACUGAUCUUUCUCGUUUCUUAACCUGUUAACUAGGAAAAACAAAUUAAUUCGACAUUUCUAUUGAUCUAUGUUUCCUUCGUUUCCUUCGAUUGUUUUUCAUUUCUUUAUGUUUUUCUAUAUAUUUCUCAAAAAACUUUUCAGCUUAGUUCCAUUGUAAUAACAACAACGGUAUAAAUUAGGUUGUAUCAAGGUACAUGCGUUACAACUUCAUGUGUAUCAUGUGAUACGAUGGGGGUUUUCGUGGUCAAAGUAUCAGCUGGUUAACAGGUUGACUCGUUCAAAAGUUACAGGCUCUCGCGAGUCUGGUGUCAUACAGCUCCUCUUAUCGAGGUUUUCAGGUGUAAGAAGUCUAGCCCUUUUAGAAAAAUUCUCUUAACGUUUCGUUAACAUUAUAUGUUAGGCACGAUCGACGUCUCGAAUGACACACCAAUAAAUACUGUCAAUGAUAGCAAAAUGGUGGGAUUAUUUUUCCGGGAGACUGUGUCUUAUACCAAAAGCUUCAACACUAGGAACUAUAGGUUGACAUACUGUAUGUGUAAUAUAAUUGUUGUGAUAUGCAUGUAAAUUUCUGUAAAUUAACUAACUUAAUGACGGGAAAGACGCGUGUCCGAUGCGUCGCCACUUGAGAAUUGCUCUUACGCUAUAUUACGUAAUUGUAAGCUGACAAAAGGAAUUGUAAUUUUAUCGAGAAUCGUUCGUUCCAACGUGUCUGGGAAUAUUGGCAAGAACCAGGAAUAAACGAGCGAUGACAAUUGGGACGACGAACAUGCCACCGAUUUUGUAUUUCAACUGUGCACAAAUCAACAAAAACAGCAAAAGUCUCUACUCGCUGGUAGAUCUGAAGUUGUUCUCUGUAUGUAAAAUUAACACUUGGAUUUUAUUCCAUCGAAU
Nomia melanderi (Alkali bee) is the source of this 3824-nucleotide messenger RNA. It is a transcript of the gene dlt, whose product is annotated as codanin-1 like protein dlt. Gene Ontology annotation, biological process: chromatin organization. Gene Ontology annotation, cellular component: nucleus. The record is from RefSeq and is a predicted model, not a curated record. NCBI's taxonomy places the organism in Eukaryota, Metazoa, Arthropoda, Insecta, Hymenoptera, Halictidae.